Molecule: messenger RNA, 1812 nt
Organism: Trichechus manatus latirostris (Florida manatee)
Lineage: Eukaryota; Metazoa; Chordata; Mammalia; Sirenia; Trichechidae
Gene: SACK1F
Product: family with sequence similarity 83 member F
Exons: 5
Coding region: 80-1591 (503 amino acids)
Biological process (GO): signal transduction
Molecular function (GO): protein kinase binding
Source: RefSeq, a predicted model, not a curated record
CCCCGCCCCUCAGCGGCUCCAGGUGCGGCUGUGGGACCUGGGGCCGAGGGCAGGGGCUGAGGCGGGCGGCCGGGACGCCAUGGCCGAGUCGCAGCUGAGCUGCCUGGACGAGGCGCACGUGAACGAGCGGGUGACCGAGGCGCAGGCCGCCUUCUACUACUGCGAGCGGCGGCGGGCCGCGCUGGAGGCGCUGCUGGGCGGCGGCGAGCAGGCCUACAGCGAGCGGGUCCAGAAAGAGCGGCUGCGGGACUUCCUGUCCAGCCAGGAGCGGCAGGCCCUCCGCGCCGCUUGGAGCCCCUACGAGGAUGCCGCCCCUGCCCGUGGCAAGAGCAAGGCCAAGGCCCCGGCGCAGGCUGCGGGCGAGCCCGCCGAGUCCCUGGUCUACUGGCCCGACCGCUCCGACACCGAGGUGCCCCCGCUGGACCUGGGCUGGACUGAUACCCGCUUCUACCGCGGCCUGAGCCGUGUCACCCUCUUCACCCACCCCCCCAAGGAGGAGAAGGCACCCCACCUCAAGCAGGUGGUCAGGCAGAUGGUCCAACAGGCCCAGAAGGUUGUUGCCGUGGUCAUGGACCUCUUCACUGAUGGUGAUAUCUUCCAAGACAUUGUUGAUGCUGCCUACAAGCGCGGAGUCCCAGUGUACAUCAUCCUGGAUGAGGCAGGUGUGAAGUCUUUCCUGGAGAUGUGUCAGAGCCUGGAGCUCACCAACUUCCGUAUCCGGAACAUCCGUGUCCGCUCUGUGACAGGUGUCGGCUUCUACUUGCCGAUGGGAAAGGUCAAAGGGACCCUGUCAUCUAGGUUCCUGAUGGUGGAUGGUGAAAAAGUGGCCACUGGAUCUUACAGGUUCACAUGGAGUUCCUCCUACGUGGACAGGAACCUCCUCCUUCUCCUGACAGGGGAGAACGUGGAGCCCUUCGACGUGGAGUUCCGAGAGCUGUAUGCCAUCUCUGAGGAGGUGGACUUGUAUCGGCAGCUGAGCCUGGCAGGAGGUGCCGGCAGGCUUGGCCUCAACUACUCCUCCACUGUGGCACGCAAGCUUAUCAACCCCAAGUAUGCCUUGGUGUCAGGUGGCCGCCACCCCCCCGGGGAGAUGAUGCGCUGGGCCGCCAGGCAACAGUGGCAAGCUGGCGGCCAUCCGGAGGGGCAGCAGGAGGGCAGUAGAGCUGGCGAGUCGACCUGCUCGCGCCUGGAGAGCUUCCUGAACGACCUGGUUAGGCUGGAGCAGGUGCUGCCCCCCGUGGAGCCCAUUCCCUUGGGAGGGCUGAGCCGGAAGGAUACCAAAGUGGUCUCUCACCUGCACGUGGACCUGAAGCCUAAGCCCCGGGAGGCGCUGGCCCGAAAUGGCAAAGGAGAAGCUGCCAAGGGGGAGGCCACCCCGGCCAAGGAGGGCAAGUGCUUUGGCAGGAAGCUCUUCAGCCGAUGGACCAAGAGGACAGCGGCGCCCAAUGGCAUGGCCAGCUCUCUCUCCACCGAGUCCUUUGCUGAGGUGGAGUUUAAGAUGGGGAAGAGGCCCAUUGAGGACUCCAGUGCCAAUCUCUCAGGUAAAGCCAGUGUCAGUUCUGCCAAGCCCAGCAAUUGUGUGAUUUCCUGAGCCACAGGACAGCGGUGGACAGGACCCAUGGGUGCCCGAGACUGGCUGCCCACCCCCUGCCUCGUGGAGACCAGGACAGACCCUGCACCAGUUUGCACAUUGGACCCCUGCCAGCCUGCUGCCUAGCAGCCUCCAUCCUGGUCUCAGGGACCCCGAAUCCCAGAUAGGAGGGUCUUCAGCAUCUCAAGACAAUCACGCGCUCCAUGAGACUGUCAGCCGGA